Boleophthalmus pectinirostris (great blue-spotted mudskipper) is the source of this 1213-nucleotide messenger RNA. It is a transcript of the gene mgarpa, whose product is annotated as mitochondria localized glutamic acid rich protein a. Gene Ontology annotation, cellular component: mitochondrion. The record is from RefSeq and is a predicted model, not a curated record. Gene Ontology annotation, biological process: anterograde axonal transport. The transcript has 5 exons. Lineage: Eukaryota; Metazoa; Chordata; Actinopteri; Gobiiformes; Gobiidae. The coding region runs from base 95 to 1069 and encodes 324 amino acids.
CCGCACGCGGUGGAGAGGAGCGCAUUCUCCAGUAAUCGGCUCGCUCCAGCGGCAGCAGCUCCAGCGCAGACCCAGCGCAGCCCGGACACAAGAGAUGUUUUCCUGCAGAGCGGCGUGGCAGAGGUGCGGGCCCGUGGCGCGGAGGGCCGCCUACAGCUUACCCCGGCACGGUGUCCAGCACAGGCCCAUGUCCUCUCUGCCCAGCGGAGGCUCGGGGGAGAACAUAGUGUACGCUCUGCUGUGUGGAGGGGCUUUUGUGGGAGCCGUGACCUAUGCCGUCAGCACCGUGUCCACGGACAGCGCCCGCUUCAACGACCGCAUCACAGAGUUGGCCUCCCGCCCCAAGUCAGAGUGGAAGCCCCGGCCCUGGCCCCCCAAGAGUGGAGAUGAAGAAGAGGAAGAGGAGGCCGCUGCUGAGGAAGAGGCCGCUGAGGAAGAGGCUGCUGAAGAGGCAGAAGAGGCAGCCGCAGAGGAGGAGCCUGCAGCCGAGGAGGAGCCUGCAGUAGAGGCAGAGUCUGCAGUGGAGGCUGCGGAGGAGGCCCCUGCGGCUGCGGAGGAGGCCCCUGCGGCGGUGGAGGCCCCUGCGGCGGAGGAGGCCCCUGCGGCGGAGGCCGUGGAGGAGGCCCCUGCGGCGGAGGCGGCCCCUGCGGUGGAGGUGGUCGUGGAGGAGGCCCCUGCGGCGGAGGCGGUUGUGGAGGAGGCCCCUGUGGCGGAGGAGGCCCCUGCGGCGGAGGAGGCCCCUGCGGCGGAGGCGGUCGUGGAGGAGGCCCCUGCGGCGGAGGCGGUCGUGGAGGAGGCCCCUGCGGCGGAGGCGGUCGUGGAGGCGGCCCCUGCGGUGGAGGCGGCCCUGCGGUGGAGGCGGCCCCUGCGGUGGAGGCGGCCCCUGCGGUGGAGGCGGCCCCUGCGGUGGAGGCGACCCCUGUGGUGGAGGCCCCUGUGGUGGAGACGGCCGUGGAGGAGGCCCCUGUCGUGGAGGCUGUUGUGGAGGCCCCUGUUGCGGAGGCGGCCCCUGUGGUGGGAGCCGUGGAAGCGGUGGCGGCGGAGGUUGUCUCAGAGGUGGCCGAGGUAGUGGCAGAGGUGGCGCAGGAAGUGGAAACUGUGGCGCAGGAAGCGGUGGUGGUGGCGCAGGAAGUAGAGACUGUGGCGGAGGAAGUGGCUAAAGUGGCCGCGGCCGUGGAGAAGGCGGCAGAGUCUGUGGAGAAGGCGGCAGAGG